Molecule: messenger RNA, 1398 nt
Organism: Adineta steineri
Lineage: Eukaryota; Metazoa; Rotifera; Eurotatoria; Adinetida; Adinetidae
Source: the annotation of a GenBank genome assembly
AUGGUGAAGUUGAACGAAGUAUCACCUAUUCAUUACAACAAUACAAGUGUUCGUGAUUCUCAAUCAAGUAGCAUCAAUAUAGAUCAAAGUUCAACAACUCAAUCACGAACAUUAUGGGAACAAAUUCGAACAAGAAAAUGGAUGCGGAUUGUAUUACCGAUUCUGGUCAUUAUUUUGAUUAUACUAAUUAUUAUUAUUCCCAUAAUUAUUAUGAAAAAGAGAAGUGGAGAUACAGAAAAAACAUUAUCAACAAAAGCAACAGCAAUAAUAACAACAGGAACAGCAACAACUACAAUGAUAACAACAGCAACAACAACAAUAAUGAUAACAGCAACAACAACAACAACAACAACGACGACGACAACGAGCGGUUCAUGUUUGAUAGAUUCUGUGCUAAUAAGUUUCAAGCCUUUACGUGGUCCGUCCAGCUUUGUAUUAUUAGCUGAUAUUAAUGAAGAUACCAAAUUAGAUAUUAUUGUCGGAAACUAUGGUGAAAAAACUAUUAUAAUAUUCUUAAAUCUUGACAAUGGAGCAUUUACUCAAUCGAAAAUUGUUUCAAAUGAAAUCAUACCAUCGUGUAUAACUGCAGGUGAUAUUAAUAAUGAUGGCAAGCUCGAUAUUAUUGCUACCGAUAGCGAUGCAUCGGGCAUCACUGUUUUUUAUAAUGCUGGCAAUGGUAAUUUUAACAAUUCGAUCAUCAUUCCAACAGAAGCAAUUCUAUCUAUCGUGAAAGCAGAUGAUAUUAAUAAAGACAAUAAACUUGAUCUUAUUGCCGUUCACUCGUAUAACUAUAUUAUCGUUUUUUUGAAUGAUGGUAAUGGCGUAUUUAGUAAACAAAUCGAGUAUGACGCUACUUUUAAUCCAACCAAUCUGGAAGUAAUUGAUGUAAAUAAUGAUGCUUCGCCUGAUAUCAUUGCAACACAAACUGGGCAAAGGUAUGGAACGCUUGUAAUUUUAAAUACCAAUAAUGGAAAUUUUACCGAGCAAAUGCCUAUUUCGCUUGGCCAAAGGCCUGUUUCCAUUAAAGCUAUUGAUAUAAACGAUGACAAUGAAAUAGACUUCAUCGUGGGAUACGCUUAUGAUUUUCAGAUACAUUUCGGUUUUGGUAAUGGUACAUUCGCCGAUCCAAUUCGCUGUCGCAGUAAUUAUCAAUUGUUAUCUUUAGAAAUAGCCGAUUUCAAUAAUGACCAAAAAGUGGAUGUUAUUCUUUCACAUAGUAAAGACAAUAAAAUUAGUAUUUUUUUCAAUGAAGGUAACGGAACAUUUAUAGAGCAAAAAAUUAUUGAAAACAUUGACGAACCAGAGUAUGCAGCGAUGAUUAAUAUUAAUAGCGAUGGUAAACCAACACUUGUUGUCGCAAACGAUCAAACUAUCAGAACACUUUACCUUCGCUGUUAA